AAAGCCCAAGAAACAAGAGUGCGCACCUCUCCUGGGACCUUGGGAACUUGGGGAGGCUGUCCUGGCCCACUGGAACCCACAAAGGCCCAGCUCAGUGGCUUCUCCAGCCAGCACUGAGCCACCCUCAGACACUCCUGAAGAGGGAACAGAGACAGCCCUGCCUUCCAGAGGAGCUCUGCAAUGAGUGGCUAGGAGCCAGGGGCCCAGAGAACCAGAGCCACCAACGUCAGGGCCACAGGGCUGCUGAGCUGUCACUUCAGGGCCACCACAGUCAUGGCAUCUCUGGGCCUCCAGCUGCUGGGGUAUGUCCUGGGCCUCAUGGGGCUGGUGGGCACCCUGGUAGCCAUGCUCCUCCCCAGCUGGAGAACAGGCUCCUAUGUCGGGGCCAGCAUCGUCACGGCCGUCGGCUUCUCCAAGGGCCUCUGGAUGGAGUGUGCCACCCAGAGCACUGGCAUCACUCAGUGUGAUAUCUACAGCACUCUGUUGGGGCUGCCUACAGACAUCCAGGCUGCUCAGGGCAUGAUGGUGGCUUCUAGUGCCAUCUCCUCUCUGGCCUGCAUCAUCUCGGUGGUGGGCAUGAGGUGCACUGUCUUCUGCAAGGACUCCCCGGCCAAAGACAGGGUGGCCGUGGUGGGUGGUGUCUUAUUCCUCCUGGGAGGCCUCCUAGGUUUCAUCCCUGUCGUCUGGAACCUCCAUGGGAUCCUCCGGGACUUCCACUCGCCACUGGUGCCUGACAGCAUGAAGUUCGAGAUCGGAGAGGCCCUCUACCUUGGCAUCAUCUCUUCCCUCUUCUCCAUGGUGGCUGGCACCAUCCUGUGCUUCUCUUGCCCAGCCCGGGGGGAAGGCCACUCUGCCUACUAUGGGGGCUAUCAGGCCCAGCCCUUAACCACCAGGGCUUCCCCUCGGCCAGGCCAGACCAUAAAAGGCAAAAGUGAGUUCAACUCCUACAGCCUGACGGGGUAUGUGUAAGGAGUGGAUUGGGAGGGUGGGCCAGGGUUCGAGACCCAGUCGGCGGCUCCCCACAGACACCGGGAGAGACUUUCCAUCUGAUCAAGUCAGAAGGCAAAGCUGAAGAUAAGACUGACACCAGGGGUGGAGGCAGUCCCCAUGGGUCCAACUAUGGGUAGCUGACAUUCCCACAGUCCCACUUUUAGCCCCCCAACCUUUCCUCACCCACUAUCACCCUCCCACCUCUAGCUUGGCCUUUGGUUCCCAGCCCACAGUCCCAGAUCCAGCUGCCUUAUACAUCUAGGAAACCACCCCAGGCCCCUGGCCUCACCAAGGCUCUCUAAGCUCAGUGGACCUCAGAGUGUCAUCACUCGAACCCCAUUCCCCAAGAUCCUUCCAAGGGGAUGACCUCAUUGGUCAACCAUUGGACCCAGAACCACUUUAUUUCCACUGAGAGAAGCAAAGGGGCAAGAGGGCCCAACUCCCAAGGGGAUUCUGGCUGGGAGGGGCUCCAAACCAUUGACCAAGGUCUACUGAGAAGCCUUCCAACUCUUCCAUUAGUUUCAGUGUAGAAGCCAGGAGGCCUCUGCCUCUAGAGGGUGCCCAUUCUAGGUUGCUCCCAGGGCAGUGGGGAAGCAUCUGGGAGCCCUCCAAGGGGAAGAAAGAAAAGGAAACCGGUUUUUCCAGAGAUGUUCUUUGACUUGGGGAAUACUGGGAUGGGGGGGGGGGGGAACCUGACAAAUACCCUAGCAUUAUAGUACACUUCCCGAUAACUAGGAAAAUGCAAAAAAUAAAAAUAAUGAGACAAGAAGGUGUGUGUUUGUGUGUGUGUGUGUGAGAGACAGACAGACAGACAGAGAGAGACGGAGCGAGAAAGAGACAGAGAGAGAGAGACAGACAGACAGACAGACAGACAGAUAGACAGACAGAGAGAAAGAGACAGAGAGAGAAACAGAGACAGAGAGAGAGAAAGAGACAGAGAGAAAGAAACAGAGAGACAGACAGACAGACAGAGAGAAAGAGACAGAGAGAAGAGACAGAGAGGAAGGCAGAGGGGGGGAGGGAGAGACAGAGAGGGAGAGAAACAGAGAGAGACAGAAAGAGAGGGAGGGAGGGAGAGUUCUGAAAGAGCCCGUCACAUGGAUCAAGAAGUGAAAAGAGCUGGCAGAGGGCAGACUGUCCUUUGGCUGCAGGAAGCCAUUACCUACUUUUUCUUCCCAGCCCAUCUCAGUGAGCCCUGAGCCCCCAGUCCCUCGAUGGCAUCAACAAAAGCCCCAGUAGAUGAGCCUCACUGAAAGAGAAUUGUUGAUUAUAUUAGAGACCCAGUGGUCACCUACUCUGGGGACCACAGACCAGUGAGACUUGGGAAUGUCCUCCCCAGCUACCCAUAACCCCCCACCAAUCCCACCAUAUCUAAGCAGGGAGGGUCCCUGUUGGCCCCCAGGACCAGCAUCCAGCCUUUGACAGAUCUUCCCCAAUGAGAAGCUCCAGUUCCAGCCGAGCGCCGCAUCUUUGGAAAGCCCCCACACCCAUCAGCCUACCUGCUCCGCUUUGCCAAUAUGAGACUGACUCCCCUCUCGCCCCACAACUCUUUGCCUGUCCAUACUGUAAGGCCUAAGGCCUCCAUCACUCCAAUUCAUGGCAUCCUAUCCCUCUCCACCUCAUUCCCUACCAACACCUGUGUCUCAUCCAUAGGGCCCCUGGGUCUAAUCACCUUGCCCUGGGUGUAAAUUGUGCCUCCUAGCUAUGAACAUGCCUUGAGCUACUCCACCUCUCCCAGGGCACUGAGCCCAGUGCUGUCUCUUACUGAAUACAAUAAAGUACUUUUGCCUUGACUAAA
Messenger RNA from Monodelphis domestica (gray short-tailed opossum), 2788 nucleotides. It is a transcript of the gene CLDN2, whose product is annotated as claudin 2. The record is from RefSeq and is a predicted model, not a curated record. Lineage: Eukaryota; Metazoa; Chordata; Mammalia; Didelphimorphia; Didelphidae. Gene Ontology annotation, molecular function: structural molecule activity. Gene Ontology annotation, cellular component: membrane; bicellular tight junction.